Messenger RNA from Gigantopelta aegis, 6327 nucleotides. RefSeq lists its product as uncharacterized. Lineage: Eukaryota; Metazoa; Mollusca; Gastropoda; Neomphalida; Peltospiridae. The record is from RefSeq and is a predicted model, not a curated record. The transcript is spliced from 4 exons. The coding region runs from base 196 to 819 and encodes 207 amino acids.
GUGACUUCUAGGGCAACGCACCUGCUCUGUAUGUGUGUAAUGGGAACUUUCUCUCAAUCGAGACGAGCUCUGUAGAUAAAGUUAAAACCGAGGACACGUUCUUAUGGUGGUUGAAGAUUUGUUAAUGUCUCAGUAUUCAUCCUGACACCUGACACACCUAGUAACGCAAACAGCUCCAGGUGACUUCUCGUCACCAUGGCAACAUCAUUACCUCGGAUCACCCCAAGGGGGACCCCUGUUCCCGGGGCGCCAAGGUCUUUUUCUGCCAACUCCAUGUAUGUGAGCUACCCCCCACCCCACCUCACCAGUACCAUGGACUUUUUACAUAUGCCUCCAAGGAUUAACCCUUUAGCUCCUCCGCCCCCACGAAAGCGAAUCAACGCGAGCUGGGAGACAAUAGAACAACAUUUACAUAAUGACAGACGGAGGAUAUUUAUGCAGGCGCGAGAGCAUGAGCGGUACCAUUCGGCCUGGGCAAAGGGAUUUUAUGGCCCACCGGCUGAACGAGAGGCCUAUAGAAAACACUUCCGAGAAGUCUUGAAGGAACAGAUGUCCUAUCAGGAUUACCAGAAGAAACAAGACCUGAAGAAUAAAAUCCACGAGAGCGAGGUGGCGGUAGAAUACGACAAAAUUUGUCUACAAGAGGACACGGAGAAAUUCAUCAAGCGAUACACCUAUCUUAAAAACUUUAGGGAUGGGAACAAAGUUAUAAUGGAGAACCAAUGGAGAGAAAACAGAGUACUACGCCAGCAUGAAAACAAGGUUGAUAGAGAAAUGAUGAAGUAUAACCCUAUUAACUGGAGCUGCACACUCAAGUAACGAGACUCAUAUUACCACAGUUACUGCACAUACUGACACUGGCCACCACUGUACCAAACAGUUAACAUAUGUCUGGAGGCUCAAAUGUUUUGUUUUUUUGUUGACUGUGAUAUCAUAGAGAACAGUUGUGAUAAGGUGUGGUUGUGGAAUCAUGGCAACCAACCAGUUGUGAUAUAUGUACUGCAGUAAGAAUUGCCUUGCAUAUUUGUUUUUUCUAAAUUAGUUAGUCAACCAAAACUAACAAUUUACAUUAACUGAGUAUUUGCAUCAAAAAGUCUUCAGAGGCUGAGUAAUUCAUUUUAUAUAGUACCGGGUACCCGGUAGUUGUUAAGCUUGCAGGUCAUUGUUGGUAGGUGAUGGGUUUGCAUUCAGGGGCCUUGUGUGAUCUGGCCCUGGAGGGGUUCAAAUCUGAAACUAGUGGACCAUUUGGUCUACAUUUUUUCCUGGACAUCUAUGUGAAUAGCCUAAUAUUGCUCUAUUAAAAAAAAAAUUGUUUUAGCAUUAGCUGGGUGUUUGUCUGAAAUCCCCAAGGUUACACCCCUGGGGCCCUAUUUUCGAAGCCAUCUUAGCGCUACGAAAUCGUAAAACCGUCGUAGGUUGUGAUGUCACUACAGCACACGCCAUAGUGACGUCAUAGCUUACGAUGAUUUCACGAUUUCGUAGGCUAAGAUAGCUUCGAAAAUAGGGCCCCUGGCAUCUCGGUACCAGUUCUAACCCAAUGGCUUAGUGCAGAGGUAUAAAACUACUAGACUAACAAACUUAUAACUUCACUAAUUGUUAAUGACCGACCAUUAACAAUACAGUGUGCGAUUUUGGUUUAAAAAUUUUAAGUGUCGAUCAUAAGGUCUGAAUUCAAAUCUUUAGAUCCUGCCACCAACCCAGUGAGCCCUGCCAUGCGUCUCCAGUAGAUCAGAAGAUACACUAGUUAAAUGUUUUGCAUGAAAUUAUGGAAAAGAUCGCUAUUCAAGACUCUGGUUUCUCAGGAUUUUGAGAUAUAUGUUGACUGUGUCAUUUCGAAGAAUCAAUGUAAUUUGUACAAAUAAUAUUUACGAGCCAUGCGGGCUCGUAUUCUAGCCAAGCUAGAGAGUCCUAUAUGAUUUUUGCGAGCCUCGGGCUUCUGGACUCUCCUCAAAAUUGCACACUGCUGUAUUGUACUUCAGUUUUGGUGAAUAUGUUUAGUCAUGGACAGACAACCCAGACAACUGUGGUAUGUCACCAGGACAGGAUGGAGGAAUAUUAAUCUGGAUAUAAGAUGGGGAAAACAAGAAGACAGAAAAUGGAUUGUAUUAAAUAAGUCUUGAUAAACUAGGCAUUGGUACUUUUUAUCAAGACCUGUUCAAAAUAAUGAAAAAGUAUUUGAGGACUGCUAUUUGAAAACAGACAUGUUAUGAAGUUUUGUAUUGUGACUUCAUGCUCCAGCUUGAAAAUAUUGGUUCAAUUACAGUAAAACCUCACAAUCCAUUUUGUAGGGUGGGGAGCAAUCUAAGCUUUGUACAUUUUAAUUUAGAAGCAAAAAGCUUAUGUUUUGUAUGUAUAGUAAAUUACUCUUGAAAACGAGAUAUUCAGGAUGUGUCAGAAAUAUUAUUUAAAAACUAGGAUGAAAAGGAAAAUCUGUUUGUGAAACUGAUUAUCAGAAAGCAGAUUCUGCAUUUUGAGCAGCAUAUGUUACCUGCUCCUUGUGAAUUUUGAGUCAUAUAGUUUAUGGACAAGAAUAUUGGGAUUACAUUAGACCACUGUGUGGUUUUUGGAAUGAAUUCUGAAAAUCUACAACUUGAAUAGUGGCCUGUGUGUGGUAUUUGAGUGAACUGAAAGACUUGUUUUUGUUUUUGUGAUCUUAGAAAGUUAUGUUUUAAUCAUGUUUUUGUUGUUUAUAUCUAAUUCCAUAGUUACCAGGGUAAUAUGUACUUUAAUAAUAGCAACUGCUCAAUGGAUAUGUCUCAUAGCAAAUGUUAGACUCAUCACUGUCAGUGCAAAAGGUUUACAAAUAAAAUGUUUACGAUACCAGUACAUUAUAGUAUUGCCAUAGUCACAGUAUGUACCCGGUACAUGUAUUGUGGACACUGAAGCCCAAAACAAAACCCCACACAUUCAAAACCCAACAACAAAAAACAUUGAUCUCAAAACAUAGUCGACUUACAUGAACAUUUUUUAAAACUACUUAUCAGGAAUUUCCUAAACUUGUUAACCAUUUUGUUGUUGCAUAUUAAAGUAAUUUGCAAAUUUUAGUUGAAUAAUCAGAAUCAAUUAUUUAUGUCUUCAUAGAGCAGAUAUGUAUUAUGAAUAAUAAUAAUAAUAUUGUUGAAUACUGCCUGAAUGCUAUGUGAUACAUGUACGUUAUUCCUAGGCAUCACUGGUAUCUCUGUCUGGCAAGGGGACAUAACUCAGUGUUGAAUUUAGAGUAGGAAACAUGUCAAGAAUCACAGCAGUGUUGUUGUAUAUGAAUAAUGAAAACAAUUAAACUCAUCAUUUUCUGUAAAAAUCACACCCUCCUGUACUCUUCUAACCAAAUUUUUUGUUUGUUCUAUUUUUCAGUUAAAAUUAACUAAAAUUAUUUAUCACUAGUGAAAUGGUGUGACCGUUUACAUAUCAUGCAUUGUUCUUAAUGGACAUUUUUAGGGAACAAUUUUCUAUAUUUUUCACUGUUGAUUGUUAUAAAUAAAAAUUAACUUACAGUGAAUAUAUUAAUCAUUGUUAAUUUUUAUGUUUUUUAAAUCUCUUUAGUGUGAUAUUGUCUCCCACUUAAGAUGUCACCCAUCUCUACUUUCAUUCAUAAAGCAUGUACAUUUGCCUCAUUAGUUAACUUUAGAUUAUUGUUAUUUAUGAGUUUGUUUUAAUGCUUUAAUUGUAGACUAACAUAAAAUUCUGUGUUCUUUGGCCAGUACGUAACUCAUGUUCACAUUUCCAUCAUAUACCAGUACACCAAUUUUUUUUUUUUUUUUUUUUUUUUUUUUUGAGUUAGCAGUGGUAGUAUACUCAUGUUAUUACAACUCAAUGAUAGAACAAUACAGUUUUCAUAAAAGCACAAUCUGUGCACAUCAAACACGACAGGCCUUGACCUUAACAUUUUUCAGUGGUAGCCCACCAGUCUACCAGGUUAUAAAAUAUAAAUAUAAAAAUUGGUAGCCCCAUAAUUUUAAUAAUUUUUGGUAAAAAAAAAAGAGUAAAAGGCAAAAUCAUUUAUUUUUAUUUAAACAUGUUUCAGGUGGGUUUUUUAGGGGUUUAAGAAUCUUGUUGAUUGUGGAGUACCUGGAUGUAAAAUCUAGUAGCCCGGAGGACUACUGGGUUUAGACAUCUGAUAGCCCGAGCAACAAAUUGGUAGCCAAAACACCCCGGGCUACUGCUAAGCCUUAGCCUAAGGUUGAGCCCUGCACGAUGUUUACACUGUGUUUCAUGUGAUAUAUGUCUCAGAUAUAUAUAUAAUGUUAAAGCAAAACCACGGUUUCUCAAAAUGAUGGAACAGUAAAUGGAUACAGUGAAAUCCUUUACUUUCAUGGACUUACAGUUUCGGGGUUUUGCUAAAAAGCACAUUUCAUGUAUACAUGUACCUAUAAUUGUGGAUGGACAUGUAAUUUCAUAAAUUCAAAUUAUAUGCAUACAUUUACAGUAAAACCUGUCUAAACCAGGCCCUGAACUAACCGGAAUCCUGUCAAACCCAGCCAACUUUCUAAAUUCUAUAACAUGACCCUCUAAACACCAGACCCUAAAUGAACCGGAAUCCUGUCAAACCCAGCCAACUUUCUAAAUUCUAUAACAUGACCCUCUAAACACCAGAUCCUGCCUACAUCAGAUAAAUAUUAGGUCCCUGGGCUUCAAAGAACUUAAGUUUUUACUUAAGUUUAAACUUAAUGGGAUUUUUUAUGACUUAAGUUCCUCGAUAAAAAGGGCAGGAGUGUUCUGGUUUAGACAGGUUUCACGGUAUUAUAUUUUCAUUGUGUUUUUAUUUUCGUUGACUGCAUUAGUCCACAAAUAACAUGGAAAUUGGACCACUUUGAACAAAAGUGAUUUCACAGUAUAUAGCAUUUUGGAAAUGAACUCGCUAUAUUUUCUUUAUGAAAUUAGAUACCAAUUAUCAAACAUUCAACAAUUAAAAUUCUAUAUGGAUAACAUGACUAAAAAUAUAAACUGCUCAAUUAAUGCUCACUAUAUUUUGAAAACUAAAUGUCUAAACACACUUAUUCAUAUUUUUUAAUUAAUGACUGUGUACACUGCUUUAAAUUUUCAGCCUAUCUUAAAGACUCAUCUUGUAGUCAUUAUUUGAUGUAUUACCUGGGUUGUUGGUGCUGUUAUGCAGGUAAUUCUUGGUCUAAGAAAGGUAGUCUUUUUCCAUGUGUAAUCAAUUGAAGAAUAGUCAUUUUUAUGUCAGUAUAAAUGUGUUUCUUUAUAUUGGGCUUUAUAUAUUUUUACCAUUAUAGUGAAAGGAAUUUUUAAAACUGCAGUAAACCAUAAAUUUAUGACUAUGUGUUAAAUGUCAGCAUAAACAUACCAGUGUUUUAUGUCUCAUGGGACUGCAUGGCUUGUCUCUUAUGAGUACAAUAUAUAUUCAGGGCUGGGAAUUCUCCUCAGAUCAUCUGUUUUCCUCUCAUGGAACAUUGCGUUUCUUCGCAUUUUAAUCGUCUUUUCCUCCAAGAUGUGUCAGAUGGCACAGAUUUUAACCUAGGAUUUCAAGAAUUUCCGGGACCCCCUAAAUUUCAUCUUUUUUACAGUUCAUCAUUUCCCACCCCUGAUAUCAUAACUAAAAUAUUUAUUCACAGUGCUAAAACUAUGAUUUAAACAAUAUUUAUUAAUUGAUGAACUGGCUUGAAAAACAAGUAAUAGGAUUUGAUCAAUUUCUCUCCAUGAGAUGACAUUACAUACAAUGCUAUUUUCACAAACAAUAACCAUAAUAGAUGUCCUGUUGACCACAUUUUUUUUUUACUAGUGCAGAUAUUUUGACAUUCCAGGUAGAGAUCAAUGGAGGGGUGGGGGGUGGGGGGACGAGGUGUACGCAUACACACAAAUUUCAAUGUUUAUCAGAUGAAUACAGUUCAUUUAUUGGUUUGUAGUGUGAAUGUGUAAUUGGUCAGCUUGGUAUUUGUGUGGAAGAUUACCAUACAUAUUGGUAUACUUCUAAAUACUGUAGGCGGCCUUGUUACAUGUUGCAUCCCCAUUCCCUAAAUACUGGAGGUGCUCUUUUUAAAACAUUGCACAUCCAUCUCUUGAAAAAUCCCACAUUCACCCUUACAUUCAUACUGGAAAUUAACAUAAAAAUGCUGUAGCUCAAAAUGCAUUUUAAUAAAUGUACCGGUAUGUGAACAGAAAAGGAAGAUACCAUGGUAUUAGUGUUAGUGAUUUUAUGUAACUGUGUUGUUGAAAUAAAACCAUGCUUUAAAUUGCCUUGAAUGUCUCAACCGAACAGUAUUCAUAUAGGUAGUGUUUAGGUCUACCUAAUUGUUCAACUGUCUCCUGGAACUAUGUUUUAUGAUUUUAUGUUUUUAAUAUGUGUGAUAAUAAAGCCAUUUUUUUUCUUAA